AUGUCCAACACGGCCAACGACAACAGCGGACCACUGACGUCCCUCCCUUUCCCACCCGUCACUCCAGCUCACAUCCUAAACUGUUCCUUCCACUCAUGGUAUCCCCGUUUCCGUUCUCUGACUCCCAAAUCCAGGAUUAUUCCACUCUCUCAGCCAUUCCUGGACUACCUCCGUGCCGAUGGGAUAAUACUGCCCCCUGAACACGGGCCCAGUGAUGCAGAUAGUGGAUUCGAAGACGGAUUCCAGAACGACGACGAGGAUGAGGAUGAGGAUCCUUCGGAGCGGUGGGCCGACAUCCAUGCUAAGAUCCGCUCCACGAUAUCCGAACUGGGUGGCAAGGUGAUGCCGAAACUGAACUGGUCAGCGCCCAAGGACGCCACCUGGAUCGCGACCACAAAUGACAUGGAAUGUCGAACUCCAAACGAUGUAUAUUUGUUGUUGAAGUCAAGCGACUUCGUCACGCACGACUUGGAGCACGCUUUUGACGGCUGCACCAUCGCAGACGAAUCGAAAGACGGCGAUCAGACCGAGGUUGACGAUGGCAACGCCCGUGACGAUAGGAAAGAGAACGCAUUCCCUGAAGUGCCUUACCAUCUCGUACUACGGAAAGCGUUCAACCUGAACCCUUCGCUUGAAUUUCGGUGUUUCAUCCGCGAACGAAAACUCAUUGCAAUUAGCCAGCGAGAGAUGAACCACUUUGAUUUUCUCUUCGACUUGCGGGAUUCCUUCAAACGGUUAAUCCAGGAGUUUUUGGGGCAGCACUUGCUACCUGGCGAUGGUGGAAAGGGAUUCCCGGACGAUAAUUUCGUUGUGGAUGUCUAUAUUCCGCCACCGCAUGACCGUGUGUGGUUGAUUGACAUAAACCCAUGGGCACCCCGGACGGAUUCAUUGCUCUUCUCCUGGUUAGAGUUGCUACAACUGCCAUCCUUUGAAUCGCCAGUCCUGACAUUGAAGAUUGGAGAAGGUCCGGACGUUGAAAAUCGAGAGGGGGAGGAGGAUGAGGACGACGACGACGACGACGAUGAUGAUGAAGCCGAUGAUGAUGAAGCCGAUCUGAUCUUUGAUCCAGAGUUCCGACUCGUGAAACGAGACGAUCCAGAAGCGUAUCAAUUCUCGGCCACGAAAUACUCCGCGCACAAACUGCCCAAGGAAGUCGUGGACGCCAGUAUGACGCCAGGAGACAUGAAGAACAUGAUGGAAGAAUGGAAGAAGGUCCUUGACAAGCAAGUGGACGAAGACGAGGAUUCGGAUUAG
Fonsecaea erecta is the source of this 1254-nucleotide messenger RNA. RefSeq lists its product as hypothetical. The coding region runs from base 1 to 1254 and encodes 417 amino acids. The record is from RefSeq and is a predicted model, not a curated record. Gene Ontology annotation, cellular component: cytoplasm. Lineage: Eukaryota; Fungi; Ascomycota; Eurotiomycetes; Chaetothyriales; Herpotrichiellaceae. The transcript has a single exon.